Molecule: messenger RNA, 4191 nt
Organism: Triticum aestivum (bread wheat)
Lineage: Eukaryota; Viridiplantae; Streptophyta; Magnoliopsida; Poales; Poaceae
Product: calcium-dependent protein kinase 18
Exons: 11
Coding region: 77-1381 (434 amino acids)
Biological process (GO): protein phosphorylation
Molecular function (GO): ATP binding; calcium ion binding; protein kinase activity
Source: RefSeq, a predicted model, not a curated record
CCAUUCAGCUUUGACCAAAUUGCAUCCAUCCUGCUCCCGUCAUUGAUGGUAAUAGCAGGCUUCGCCGGCGACGAAGAUGGGCCUCUGCACCUCUUCCAGCGCUGCCAGCCCCGCUGGCCCCGCGGGAAAUAAAGAGAAGGGGAGGAAGGGCAGCGGCGGGUGCAGGGGGAUCAUUGCGUGCGGGAAGCGGACGGACUUCGGCUACGACAAGGACUUCGAGGCGCGGUACGCACUCGGGAAGCUGCUGGGACACGGCCAAUUCGGCUACACCUUCGCUGCCGUCGACCGCCAGUCCGAUGAGCGCGUCGCCGUCAAGCGCAUCGACAAGAACAAGAUGGUCCUUCCUGUUGCUGUUGAAGAUGUAAAGCGAGAAGUUAAAAUACUCAAGGCCUUACAUGGGCAUGAAAAUGUUGUACAUUUUUACAAUGCAUUCGAGGAUGAUAACUACAUAUAUAUUGUUAUGGAAUUAUGUGAGGGUGGUGAGUUGCUUGACCACAUAUUAGCCAAAAAAGAUAGCCGUUAUAGCGAAAAAGAUGCUGCAGUAGUUGUACGACAGAUGCUCAAGGUUGCAGCUGAGUGCCAUUUGCAUGGUUUGGUUCACCGAGAUAUGAAACCUGAGAACUUCCUCUUCAAGUCAUCAAAGGAGGGCUCCCCCCUCAAGGCUACAGAUUUUGGCCUUUCAGACUUUAUAACACCAGGGAAGCAGUUUCGUGACAUUGUUGGAAGUGCCUACUAUGUAGCACCAGAAGUGCUUAAGCGCAAGUCAGGGCCGGAAUCCGAUGUUUGGAGCAUUGGUGUUAUUACAUAUAUUCUGUUGUGCGGAAGACGACCUUUCUGGGACAAAACUGAAGAUGGAAUCUUUAAAGAGGUGUUAAAAAACAAGCCAGACUUUCGUCGGAAGCCUUGGGCAAACAUUACUCCAAGUGCUAAAGAUUUUGUACAGAAGUUACUAGUUAAGGAUCCCCGUGCAAGACUAACUGCUGCUCAGGCAUUAUCACAUGAAUGGGUCAGAGAAGGAGGGCAGGCAUCUGAAAUACCCCUGGACAUAUCAGUAUUGCAUAAUAUGCGACAGUUUGUGAAAUACAGUCGUUUCAAACAGUUUGCUUUAAGGGCAUUAGCAUCUACAUUAAAUCCAGAAGAACUGUCUGAUCUUCGUGACCAGUUCAAUGCCAUUGAUAUUGACAAGAGUGGAACGAUUAGCCUGGAAGAACUGAAGCAGGCUCUUGCAAAGGAUGUUCCAUGGAGAUUAAAGGGUCCUCGUGUUCUUGAAAUUGUUGAGGCGGUUUUGAAGACUCUUCAAGCUACGACGACACUCUCAAGAUGCGGAUUUGGAUUAUCAUUUUUUUUAAUAUUACACUUUGCAUUUGAGAGGGGGUGUUAAAGGAGUAUUAGUAUUGGUCUAGGAGUCUUUAUUAGUCUAUGUUUAGUUUCCUUACACCUCAAGUCAUAUGUAAUAUAUAUAUGCCUCUUGGGCCUUCAAUAAAGAUAAGUUGCUUUCCUAACAAAUAUAAAUGAAUUUUCCAUGCUGCAAACUAAAAAUUGCCAUGUUCCUAAAGAAUCAUGUUAUGAAGAUAAAAAGAAUCAUACAAUUAUCAUUUGACUAUCCAAAAAAAGUUUCAAAGUUUGCAAUGAUGUAUGCGGCACACUUCUCAUAUAAAAAUAAGUAGCUGUGCUACGGAAAUGUUUUUGCCAUGGUUUGUAUGAAAUUUUAAAAUUUGUCCAAAUAUUAAUUGCCGUGGUCGAAGGAAUUUCCCAUGGUCCACACAAGAAAAAGCAUGAAACUCAAAAGUUGCCAUGCUAUGAUGAACGAAAUUUGCCAUGGUUAAUUACUAAACUUAACAUGAUCAAAAUGAACAAUAUAGUUGCCAUGGUUAAUUAAUGAUAAACUACAAUUUUCCAUGAUCUAUGAACUAAAUUUGCCAUGGUCACUUGCUAAAUUUAACAUGAUCAACGAAAAAUAAAUUUGCCAUAGUUAAAUAAUGAUAUUUGCCAUGGUUGUUUGCUAAUGAUUGCCAUUGUCUUGGCAAAUAAAAAUUUAAAAAUUGCCAUGGCAAUAAAACGUUAAAAAUUGCCAUGGCAAUAAAACAUUAAAAUUGCCAUAGUCUUGGCAAAUAAAAAGUUAAAAACUGCCAUGGAAAUAAAACGUUAAAAUUGCGAUGGCAAUAAAAAGUUAAAAAUUGCCAUCCUACAAAAGAAAAAAUUGGCAUGUUCUGAAAAGGUGCAUGUUAUGAAGAUCAAAAAAUCAUACAAAUUUUUGCAAGGACAUAUAUACUGACCCAAUCAACCAAAACAUUCGAUCGGUCAUAUUUGCUUGAUUGAACAUGGAAGCAACAUUCGGUGAGUUGUAUUAGCAGCAAUUAUGAAUGUCCAAGAUUGGUUGGCACCACAACACUUGUAUUGAAAAGGCAGUGCAAAAGCAAUUGAAACAAAAUCAUAGUAAUACUGAAUCAAAACAGCGAUCGAUCAAUCAGACUAGCGCUUCAACAAAAAAAUCGUAGUGAUGACAUGGAGGAUGCAUCUUCUACCUAGAGCUUGCGGGGUCACGGCUGACGGCUCCGUUGAUCCACUCGGAGCAGAAGCCGGAGCGGCUGCCACCUAAAACAGAAGCAACCACCGGAAACAGAGGUACUCCCUCCGUUCACUUUUGUAAGUCGUUUUAGACAACUCAAAAUAGGCUGUUUUGCACAUUGUCUGAAAUGUCUUCAAGGUCUUAUAAAAGUGAACAGAGGGAGUAGCAAUUUUGAAGGUGGAUGAACUGAAAAAAUGAAAAGGGGUGAGGAGGAUGCUACCUACAGGUACGGGAUCAGAACACCUUGAGCAUCCUGUGUAGGUCCGGGAUGCUACCUGCAUGUAAAUGAAGUUGUGCGGCUCAAUGGUGUUGCUGAAGGCCUUGAGCAGCCUGGCGGUGUAGUUAGUGGCGACUUGUGCUUGCCUCGUUCGGUUUUGCCUGAACCCGUUGCUGUCUGAUCUGGGAUGCUGAAGGCCAGAAGCAGCAUGUCUGCCUGAUAACAUGCAUGGAGCGCGACGCCUUGUGUUGGCCAUGGCGGCAAAGACCACCUUGAUCACGUCCUCGUCACUGGCUUCGUUCACCCCGAAGCACCGCGCCUGGUGAUGGCCACGGUGGCAAUGACCACGUGUAUAGAGGCAGCCCCGACGCCGGCCGCAUUGGCACGGGCGCGCUCGGCUCUGCCCACGGCGGCACCUCGACCGGUUUGGCGACGAGCUUGCGGAGGGAGGUGUAUCCGAAGCGCGGCGCCGACUUGAUGGUCAGCGUUGGCGAAGAUCUCGCAGACAGGGACGACCUCGACGCACGCCGUGAUGGCGCAGGUGAGCAGGCGGCGCUCGGCCUCGGCCUCCGCCCACGACCGCACCUUUAGCCGGUUGCGCGGACCAGAAAUCGCGGUGGCAUGGGCUCACGCCGGCGAGGAGCACACGGAAGGAUUCGGCCCGCCACCAGGGACCAGUCGUGCUCUUGCGCCCCGCAGAGGCCACGCACGAGGUCCUCCAUCGCGGGAACGAGCUCCUCCCCACGCUGCCGGGGCAUCCACCGGACAAAGCUCCAACCGCCGCGGCCACGCACGAACUCCUCCGCCGCGGGCACGAGCUCGUCCCCACGCCGUCGGGGCGUCCACCACGCGAGCUCCUCCCGCCGUGGUGUCCGGCGACGCCUCCAGGGCAGCCACUCCACAGGAGCUCGGCCCGCCACCUGUGAUGUGGAGAAAGGGGAAAAAGUGCGUGAGCGGUGGAGGCAGGGGGAGUGGAUAACCCAAUGCGUUCGGUGGUCAUGUCGGUCGUCCCGAACGGUCAAAGAAAAUGACGUGGCAUUGUCCUCCUGCAUCAAGAUCAGUGCAGUCAUCCGACGGCUUAGGACGUGUUCGGGACGAGAUUCACAAAUACAGGUUGUUCGGGAGUUAUAGAUUCCGUAUCUCUUAUAUAUAGAUAAAGAUACAAACCCCAGCUAUAAGAAAAUAAAUGCAACUACAGAUAGAAUCUAUCAAGGAGGUUUGCAAAUAGAAUUGGUGGGACGCGCUCUGCUGUCAUGCCAGCGUCCAUACCUGCACCUACAGUGGUUUGCCUUUUUGUGUAACUAUGCAGCAAUGAUCAUCCAAAAAGAAAUGAAUAAAAGUCAUGCAGUUAAUCAACGCAAUUUCUACUUCAGAAAUUGAUACUUAUUUAUUUAUUUAUAGAAAA